Gasterosteus aculeatus aculeatus (three-spined stickleback) is the source of this 1210-nucleotide messenger RNA. The record is from RefSeq and is a predicted model, not a curated record. Lineage: Eukaryota; Metazoa; Chordata; Actinopteri; Perciformes; Gasterosteidae.
UUUUUGUCGGACUCACCCUCGCGAUCCCGUUUCUGAAGGGACAUCCUGACGUCAUCACGAAUAACCGCGCUAACGGGAGGAAGGAGGAAGCCAGCGGGAUGGAUUUCACAGACGAAACUAUGACACUGAUGGAGAUGCUUGAGAGGAACGCAGAGCGGGAUCACCGUCUUAGCCAGCAGAGAGAUCUGACUUCUGAAUUGAGGAUGUUGCUGGAUGUUGCUGAUGAUGACAUUGCAACACUGCGCUCAGAAAACACCUCCCUCAUCAAACAAGUUAAAGCCCUGGAGAAAAUCCUCAAGGAAGGGCUGAAGGUCCAGGCAGAGCCUUCCGAGGAUGUCCUGGCGAUUGACCUCGCCGUAAAGAGAUGCAGUGAAAAAAAGAUUCGGGAAUUGGAAAAUGAAACCUCCGUGAUGAAGAAACAAAACAAGAAGCUAAUUGAAGAGCUUAAGAGCCUCCAGAAAGAAAGAGACGAUAACAAGAUCAGCUUAAGCAACUUCAGGGCUGCACUUCAAACCCUUGAGCGCGAAAUGGAAGAGGCUCAGUUAGGGCUUCAGGAUAGGGACGAGGUUAUUAAUAAGAAAAACCUGCUGUUAAUGCACAUGGAGGAAACGGUCCAAGAGUUCUGCAGCACCGUAGAGUUACUCAGGCUGACAAAUCAGGAGCUGAAGGAGAAGUUGGAGGACAAACUUGUUGACGCCUCAAUCACCGCUGUGAAUGACCUGAUGGGAGAUGAGAAAGCCCUGCUUAGUCCGCCGCUGUCCUUCGCAGAGGAAGUGAAGCUGUUGGCCUCUUUGGAUGAAGUGAGAACCCACGUGUCAGACUCCACAGAUCAUGUGGAAACUGAGGCCGAAGGGCUGACGAAACCAGGAAGUGUCUCACUGGACGUCCAGACCAAAACGGAACGUCAGCUCACACCAAAAGACACCUUUCUGGUCCCUUACGUUCCCCUCGCUCACCGUCGUCCCUCUGGCUUCUCCGCUUUUCUCAGGGCUGCUGGUGUUCUGCUUGCUGCAGUCCCGAGAGCGGGACUUUUUCUGGCGUCUGGCGUCGCUCUCUCUCUUUUGGCAUUUGUGGUUUCAGGAAGCUGCACGGGAAACCUAUUUUCCAUCGACGCCUUGUGGAACACUGCAAGUUUGACUCUACAACCCUACUGCAGUGUGCAGUAUGGGGCCUUACCUCCUGUCUGAUAUAAACAUGUUACUUCCUGUUA